Messenger RNA from Cannabis sativa, 1046 nucleotides. RefSeq names its product gamma-interferon-responsive lysosomal thiol protein. The record is from RefSeq and is a predicted model, not a curated record. Bases 167 to 895 code for a protein of 242 amino acids. The transcript has 5 exons. NCBI's taxonomy places the organism in Eukaryota, Viridiplantae, Streptophyta, Magnoliopsida, Rosales, Cannabaceae. Gene Ontology annotation, molecular function: oxidoreductase activity, acting on a sulfur group of donors, disulfide as acceptor.
UAAUAAAGGUAGUAGACAAUAUUGACUAUGAAUACUUCUCUGGUCAUUAUAGCAAAGAGUGCAAUUACUUCUCAGUGUUAACUGUUACUGAAAAAUGUCCAUUAAUAUGAGUCUCUGACUCACUCUCUCUCUCUAUCUCUCUCUAUAUAUAAAUAUAAAUAUAUAGAUGCACAAACAAAGUAGAAUCCAUAUCAGAAAAAUGGGUUCUCAAUCUGAUUAUAAUAGAAAUUUGGUUUUCACAUAUGCCAUUGGAUUUUCAUUACUAUUGUUUACAUUUCACUAUGAUAAUAAUAUUAAUAGUGUUGAGGCUUAUGAUGAGAAACAGAAGGAUUCAAAGAUGGUUUCUCAGAAAGUAAAUGUGGGAGUUUACUAUGAAGCUUUGAACCCAUCUUGUUCUUCUUUCAUAGUUAAAAAUCUUGCUCAAAUUUUUGACAAUGGUCUUCACACCAUUAUAAAUCUCAGGCUGGUCCCUUGGGGCAAUGCUUAUUUUCUCAACAAUUCUACCAACACCACAGUUUGCCAGAAUGGGUCAGAUGAAUGCAAAUUGAAUACACUACAAGCCUGCACUAUUAAUGUGUUGCAUGAUGUGAACAAGCAUUUUGCUUUGAUUUACUGCUUUGAGUUUCUGGCCAUUGAAGGAAGGCAUAAGGAAUGGGGAAGUUGUUUCACUUCAUUGGGUUUGCCUCCAAAAUUGGUCUUGGAUUGCUUCAAUAGCUUAAAUGGAACAUUGCUUGAACAAAAACAUGCUAUAGAAACAGCACAACUCAAUCCUCCUCACACAAUUUUGCCUUGGGUGGUUGUUGAUAAUCAAUCUAUUGGAAAUGAUUAUAGAAAUUACUCAAGCUACAUAUGCAAGGCUUAUAAAGGUAACAAAGUACCAAGGGCAUGUCAAUAAAUUUUCUUGUGGCAAGAAGAGCUGAUUAUUUUGGGUUGUCUUUGAAGAUGGUCAUGGUUAAUCGUGUCACAUCAUAUACAUAUAUAUUCAUAUAUUGGCUAUCUUUGUAAAGCUUGGAUAAAUAAUGAAGCAAAAAUACUAUAUUAGCAUA